CGUCCAGUAGGACCCUAACAUUGGUCCUUUAGGAUUCUCACCGUCUUAAUUCGCGAAAAUAACGGUCAACCGACUUCAAAAAUCUCGGGGCGCUUCAGACGUGGUCUUCAGCUGUAGAAGAUACCUGGUGAAGACUCUUCAUUAUCAUCGCCACAUCGGGUACUCCGCCUAGCAACCGCGCACGCCAGAGAAAAAGAAGCUAUUCGGAAAUUUGCAUUGCAACGGACUUUGGACCCAUCGAAAGUGCGAGUCAUCUUGAGAACAAAGGAAGUUAACAUCUUCGAUCACGAUUCAUUUGUGGACGUUUAUAGACAUACGACGAGAUUGAGAUGCUUUCGGAAACCGCGGAUUCAGAACGCGAAGAUUUCGAAACAAAGUACCACGAGCUAGUGGCGGGGGCGCGCAACCUGCUCGGCGCGCGUCCGCUGCACUCCGCGACCUUGGACGCUGCGCGUGAGGAAUCCGUGGCGAGUUUCGUCGAUGCUCAUCAGGCAGGUGGUCAUAAAUCUAAUUGUGUUAGGUUGCCAAAAAUAGAUUUACCUACUUUUCAAGGUCACUAUCAGCACUGGCUUGAGUUUAGGGAUACAUUUAUCUCAUUGAUACAUUCCAGAGAAGAUAUGGAUAAUAUUAAUAAGUUACAUUAUCUUCGCGCGUCUUUAAAAGGUAGUGCCCUACUUGUCAUAGAUAACUUAGAUUUUAAAUCUGAGAAUUACACUUCUGCUUGGAAAUUAUUGUGCAGUAGGUACGAUAAUAAAAGGUUGCUUGUAAAUAAUCACGUCAAGGAACUUUUUAACGCUGAGCGAAUCAGCAAUGAAUCUUGUGCAUCAAUUAGACGUCUUAUAGAUGUUACUAACAAAAACCUGCGUGCACUUUCUACAUUAGAUGAACCCACUCAACAUUGGGACACAUUAAUUAUUCAUAUGAUGACAGAAAAAUUGGACAGUGUGACGCAUAGGGCAUGGGAGGAGCAUAGAAAUACUCUCACUGAUCCUCCAUCUUUAGAGGUAUUUAUUACUUUCCUUAGCAACAGAGCAGACUUGCUGGAGACUUUGCAAGAAAGUAAAGGUAACAGUUGUAAAACUGAAAAUAAAAAUAGUACCAACCUAUGUAUAGCUACAACUAACAAUAAUAAUUCAUUCAACAAUAAAAAUACAAACAAAACAUUCAACAAACAGCAUAAAAAAAUAUUUACAUGUCCCGUUUGCAAUCAAACUCAUUUUCUCUUUAACUGUGAAACAUUCAGAGCCCUUCCUAUAGAGAGUCGUAUUCAAAAGGCUAAAGAAUCAAAGGUCUGUCUUAAUUGUUUACGGCCCGGGCACUUAGAAAAAAGUUGCAACCUUGUGCCAUGUAAAUAUUGUAAAAAAAGGCAUAACACGCUUUUACAUUUGCAUGAGCCCGUAGCUCAUUCUGAGCCUACGGCUUCCCCUGUUUGUAACUUCGCCGAGUCAAGCCAUGAUGUACCGCAAUGUACUACUGCGCCGCAUGCUUUGCUGUCCACAGCGAUCGUGAAGGUGCGCGACGGCGCGGGCAACGUGCAUACGGCCCGGCUGCUUCUGGACAACGGAAGUUCCUGCCACUUCGUAACAGAAUCACUCUGCGGUAAGCUGGGUUUGUCGCGACGUAGUAUGGGCUCCACGUUGACAGGUGUCAAUAAGAAAAAAUCACAGCUUACACAGUCUUGCAGCCUUACUAUAAUGUCGUGUUAUGAGGAUUACAGCUUUACUGUGAACUGUUACAUAUUACAGCAGAUCACAGAAGCAAUUCCGACUUCUUACUUUAAUAUAGACCAUAUUUCUCUUCCAAAAGGAAUCGUUUUGGCUGACCCUUCUUUUAAUGUACCGUCAGCAAUAGACAUUUUAGUUGGGGCCGAUGUAUUUUGGUCCGUCUUAGGUCACAAUUCUAUUGAAUUAAGUAAAAACUUACCGAAGUUGUUUGAAACGAAGCUGGGUUGGUUGGUGGUUAGGGAUCUUGCCCAUCGUAAAUCACCGUCUUCUGCUCCAGUUUGUAAUUUUGCGCAUGCGGAGCCUAACCCAGAUUUAACUCGUUUUUGGGAGUUAGACACGGUCGCAGCCAAGCACUCUUUGUCACCAGAGGAACGCGCCUGUGAAGAAAAUUUCUAUCGCACUACAACUCGCAGCGAGGAUGGCCGGUUUAUCGUCACGAUGCCGCUAAAGGAAGAUCCUGCUGUCUUAGGCGACUCGUUUCAAAGGGCAAAGUGCCGUUUCCUGUCUUUAGAGCGUAAGUUUACUCGAGAGCCGAUUUUUAAGGAAAGAUAUAUCGACUUCAUGCGGGAAUACGAGCGUUUAGGUCAUAUGACUGAAAACAAAGAGUCUUCAGCUGGCUGUCUUCAAUCCAAGGUCAAUUAUUACCUGCCACAUCAUGGUGUGCUUCGCGAAUCGAGCCAAACAACAAAGCUGCGUCCUGUUUUUGAUGCUUCAGCACCUUCAAGCACUGGCGUGUCUCUUAACCAGAUUCAAAUGGUCGGACCAACUGUCCAGGAAGACCUUUAUUCCAUUUUGCUGCGUUUCCGGCAGCACAAGUACAUCGUAACUGGUGACGUCGAGAAAAUGUAUAGGGCGAUUGACCUUACACCUUCUCAACGCUCUCUUCAGCAAAUAAUUUGGCGAUAUGAUUCCUCAGAGCCUUUAAAAACCUACACUCUUAAUACCGUCAGCUUUGGACAAGCUUCGGCACCGUACCUAGCAACUAAGUGUUUGGUUUCAUUGGCAUCUAGUGCCAUCGAUAGCGACGUCAAACAAUCUAUUCAGCGGGAUUUUUAUGUCGAUGAUUUUUUGAGCGGCUCGUCGACUAUUAAAGACACAAUUAGGCUGUGCAAGGGUGUCAUAUCUACUUUAAAAUCAGCGCAGUUCAAUUUAAGAAAAUUUCAAUCGAAUAAUAAGUACAUACUUGAACAAAUUUCGCCUAGUUCAGAGCCAAAUAAUAUUCUGGACAUUUCAAGCACUGAUAACAAUAGUUCUUCAAAGACUUUAGGUUUAAACUGGAUUUGUGACUCUGAUAUGAUGUCAUUUGCUAUUAGCAUUCAACAUAAUGAAAAAGUCACAAAACGUCAUAUUUUAUCAGUCAUCAGCCAAAUAUUCGAUCCAUUAGGCCUAGUUAACCCUUGCAUUGUCGAGGCAAAAAUUGUGAUGCAGAGGCUUUGGAUUGAAAAGUGCUCUUGGGAUCAAGAGGUCUCGCAGGAAAUCAAGGAAAUGUGGUUAUCAUUUGUUAACACUUUGCCUCUUCUUAACUAUGUAAUGGUACCUCGCUGGGUGAUUGCUGAUAACUCAGUGAGCCAUGAAAUUCACGUCUUUUCAGACGCUUCAGAGCGUGCAUAUGGUGCGUGUCUAUACAUUCGUUCGAUUGAUACGUCAGGUCAGGUACAAGUGCAUCUUUUGACAUCUAAAAGUAAAAUAGUCCCAAUUAAGCCAACCACCAUACCUAGGCUUGAAUUGUGUGGGGCUUUGAUGGCUGCAAGGUUGUGUAAAAAAGUGGUAAGCUCAUUGACUCUGCAAUUUAGUGAAUGUAGAUUCUGGUGUGACUCGACCAUUGUACUGGGGUGGUUAAAUACACCACCAAAUAAUUUGAAAAGCUUUGUUCGCAAUAGGGUCCACGAGAUCCAAGAGAGCAGUGGAGGUCACACGUGGAGCUACGUACCGUCGAAGGACAAUCCGGCGGAUCUUGUUUCUCGUGGGGUGAAGGCUGACCAAAUCAGCGGUUCAUCCUUGUGGUGGUCAGGUCCGACAUUUCUGUCGGAACCAGAAUCUCAUUGGCCAAAAAUGCCCAACACACACGUGAAGCACGAUCUACCUGAGUUGAUUACAUGUUCUCUGGCGCUUGUUGAUGAUCGUAGUACUGAUUGCAUUUCUAAAUUAAUCGAAAACAAAUCAAGAUUUAUUAACUUACAAAACGUAACCGCGUACUUGCUAAGAUUUAUACAUAACUGUAAAAAUCAGAACAAUAAAUUAACUGGUCAUCUUUCAGUUCAAGAACUUCAAAAUUCGUUAAAUUUAAUAACCCAAAAAGCACAACAGGAAAUGUUCCCUGACGAAUAUGCUGUUCUAAAAGCCGGCAAGGCACUACCUAACAAAAAUCGUUUGAUUUCAUUAACGCCUUUCUUAGAUACAAAUAGUAUCAUGCGAGUUGGUGGCAGGCUUGAUAAUUCUCCUUAUUGUUAUAACACAAAGCAUCCAAUUAUUUUAUGUAGCAAACACCAUUUAACAAAAAUCAUUUUUCGACAUUUUCAUAUUAAAUGUUUACAUGCCCCAUCUCGACUUCUUCUAGGAACUAUAAAACAAACUUAUUGGCCAUUAGGUGGCACAAAUCUUGCGAAAAACACCGUAAACAAAUGUGUACGUUGUUUUCGCUUCAAACAUGACACAGUUCAACCCAUCAUGGGGCAGUUACCUGCGACACGAACUGAAUUAGAGUUCCCUUUUUUACAUUGUUGCGUCGAUUACGCAGGGCCAGUGUUGAUAGCAGAUAGGAAAGGUAGAGGAUGCAAGCUUAUAAAAUCUUUCUUGGCAAUCUUCAUUUGCAACUCGACCAAAGCCUGUCACAUCGAGCUCGUCACGGCUCUCUCUAGUGAGGCGUACAUUGCUGCUUUAAAGCGUUUUGUCUCUCGUCGUGGGUUACCAUUGUCCAUUACAAGUGACAAUGGGACUAAUUUUGUUGGCGCUUGUAAUGAACUGGCACAACUCCUUAUGGAGUCAGAUCUUGAAGGUAAGGUAGCGCAGGAAGGCAUCGAAUUUAAAUUUGUACCUGCUUACACUCCUCACUUCAACGGUUUGGCAGAAGCAGCCGUUCGCUCCACAAAGCAUCAUCUUAAGCGACUGCUACAAACUACUCACUUCACUUAUGAGGAAAUGGCGACUUGCCUGACAGAAAUAGAAGCAGCGUUAAACAGUCGUCCUCUCACCCCAUUUUCCACUGAUCCCUCCGAUUUUUCGGCUUUAACUCCUUCUCACUUUUUAAUUGGCCGUUCACUUACGUCUAUACCUCAGCCACAAGUGUCUGAUGUGAACAUCAAUCGUCUGGAACGAUAUAGGCGAAUCCAGGUCAUACGGCAGCAUUUCUGGUCCCGGUUCUCGGUUGAAUACGUCGGCCUGCUGCAGCAAAAACUGAAGUGGCAAUCUUCGAACAAGGAGCUGAAAGUCGGAUCGCUGGUUUUAAUAAAAGACCGGGCUCUUCCACCCCUAGUGUGGUCUUUAGGGCGAGUAGCUCAACUGUACCCAGGCAACGACGGAGUCAGUAGGGUUGCGGAAAUAAAGACGAGGAGAGGAACCAUUCGGAGGGCCUUUAAUAACAUCUGUCCCCUUCCAGAUUUUUGAAGUCUUCCUCCACAUACUUCAACCCGGGCAGCAUGUUAAGUACUGGACAUACGCACGGGAGGAGACGCGCGGGCGGCGGACAGAGCGCGACGUCAUCGCGGCAAGCCGCAAGCGCCGCGCGGCACACACUGGGCUUCACAUACUCCACCGGCAACGGACGAAUACCGUAAUAGUUUUUUUUUAUAAUUGUUUGGCCGGGAUUCUUUGUAAUUAAGGCGGAAUAAACCAGCCUAUUUUAAUACA
Messenger RNA from Cydia pomonella (codling moth), 5570 nucleotides. RefSeq lists its product as uncharacterized. Bases 330 to 5327 code for a protein of 1665 amino acids. The transcript is spliced from 2 exons. Lineage: Eukaryota; Metazoa; Arthropoda; Insecta; Lepidoptera; Tortricidae. Gene Ontology annotation, biological process: DNA integration. Gene Ontology annotation, molecular function: nucleic acid binding. The record is from RefSeq and is a predicted model, not a curated record.